UGACCUGCGGUAUAUAUUAUAUAAGUAUAUACAUACAGGUUGAUGAAUGUGGUUAACCGGGAAAAGUCAUGUUUUCUCAAAUUAUACGACAUAAUCACAUAAUUUACUGAAUUGGAAAUGAUGUAUGGACUGUAAUAGAAUAGAAAUUUAUGUCAAGCAUAAAAUGUUAAAAAUUUAUUAUACGGAUAAAAGCGUAUAAUCUUUAUUUUCAUUAUGACAUAUUCUAAAAUAGUAUUAUUUUCAAUUUUCAUCGCUUCCGUAAAAUCAACUCCUUCGCAUAAUGAUUUUUUUGAUGAAGAGUUAAUGUUAAAGCCAUUACCAAGUAAUCAUGUGUAUGCAUAUUUUCAAUUUACUACUGUAUGGGAGACAACAAAACAUACAAAUACAUUACAACAUUCCCAUUUGUUUCCAAGAGGGCUUGGUGAAAUUAUAAGUCGUCAUGGGGUAGAUGAAUUACACCUUACGUUAACCAAAGGAUUAUGGAACUAUCAGAAAUGGGGAUAUCCCUAUCACGAUGCUGGUCCAGGUGCAGAGAUUCUUGCAUGGUUCAACAAAAAUGUUGUUAAUAUCGACGACGAAUGGAAAGGGCUUACCAAUGCUUUAGCUGGCUUAUUUUGUGCCUCUUUGAAUUUUGUUAAUCCCUCUAACAGUAUGUCUCCCGAAUUUACAUUCCGACCUACAGGCAUAGCAGAACACGAUGUUAAUUCUAGUCGCUUACGUUAUUCGUCGUUACCAAGAGAAAUAGUCUGUACCGAAAAUUUAACACCAUUCAAAAAACUACUACCAUGUGACUCUAAGAAAGGCUUAGUAACAUUAUUAAACUCUGCAUACAUUCAUAAUACAAAUUAUCAUUCUAUUGGAGUACAUUUUCGAAUGAUAUGUUCAAACACACCGUGUACAAAAACAUCGUUAGAAUUACGGCAAUCUGUUUCACUGAUAUACGAUACUGUAACAGAUAUUUCACAGGAUUGGUCUAUUCGAAAAUUUUUCGGAAUGGGCAUCAAAGGUGCGUGCCCACUUGCCACGCUAAGCAACGUAUACGUCGAUAUAUCCAAUAACAAUACAAAUCAAGUUUACGAAUUAGCACCUUAUCCCAGUGCUAAGAUUGUUAGUUUUCGAGGAGGACAAUUAAACGAAAUAGCAGUUUAUGAUAUUAGAUCUCAUUCUGUUAAAGGAAUGUUUAAUAUCGGAAUUAUACAUAAUACCGCACACAAGGCUAGCUUAAAUUAUCCUUCAAUUUUGUUUGCCAAUAGAUACGUUAUUGGGUAUGGCCAAGAAAGAGGUAGUUUAGUAACAAAAAUUUACAAUAAUUAUUGGCAAACAAUCGACGUUAUUUUAUUAGAAAAUAUUCCAUGGUAUUUACCAGUGUAUCUACAUUCUGUUACAAUAACUUGUGGAGCAAAACAGAUUAUACCGUUGGUACAGCGAUAUCUACCAGGCAAGGAAAGACGAAGCCCUUACUAUUUGGAAUUAAUUUUACGCUUACCACCUCAGUCUGUGACCAAAUUUUCCAUAGAAAUGGAUUAUUCGUUUCUUAAAUGGCAAGAGUAUCCACCAGAUGCUAAUCACGGAUUUUACAUGGGACCUGCUAUAAUCACGGCACUGCUUCCAAUUGCAAGGAAUUAUACUGCACUACCACUCGAUGGAAGUACUAUAACAUCAAGUUUUAAUGCUUCAAGAGAAGGAUAUGUAGUACAGCUGAGAACGGAAUCUUUGCUAAUUAGUCUUCCCACACCUGAUUUCAGUAUGCCGUAUAAUGUAAUUUGUUUAGCAUGUACCGCGGUUGCUCUAGCAUUCGGCCCGCUUCAUAACAUUUCAACAAAGAGAUUAGUUUUGAAACGAAUCGAAAUGGAUUGGAAAGAAAAAUUAUUUUCAUUUUUAAUCGAAAAAAUUGUCAAACCCAAGAAAAAACAAGAAUAAUGCAUGCAGUUUAUUGUAACUAUUUUUUGUUUUUAAAUAUGAAGAAAAUGUCGGUAGAAAAACAGAAAUAUAUUAUAAUUUACGAAUAAUAUAAUUAGAGAAAGAAAAAGAAAGAAGCCAGUAAAUUAUAAAGAAAAGGAGUCAUUUUGAUUUCAUUUCUUUUCUUUUUUGCUUUAACGUAUAAUGUGUAAAAAGUGCACGCGACUCUUUAUUAUACGAUAAAUGUGCUAAUAAACAAUAUCGAGAUUUGAUUUCAUUUCUAUUAUAAAUAUUGCUAAGGAAUUUUUUAAACAAACUAUAAUUCACUGUAAAUAAUUAAAUCAUGUAAGUUUUUAAUAUUCAAUAAUCGUACGAAAUAAAAAUAAUAAAUAUUGUAAGAAAUGUAACGUACAUGUAAUUAAUGUUAUGUACCGGAAUACUAUCGUUUCAUGGUGCUAACAUAAGAAUCGAAGAGGGAUUCGUAGUCGUAUUCAGGAUUGCACUACAAUACCUGUAUACACACAUACUGUUCAUUACUGUCAUGUAAAAUGUUAUUCGAUAGCCCCUCUAUUUCAUCGAACGAAUACAAGAUUUUAGGUGAAAUUAGGUGUAUCUUUGUAUUUUUAUCAAAAGAUACACGAACAGGAUACCUGAAUUCUCAUCGUCAUUCGAGGAGCAAAAGUGAAUUACCGCAAAACUGGUUUCUGUUGAUAUUUUUCGCGGAAAACCAUUUUCUAAUCGUAACAUUUUUAUCAUAAGGAUUUGUCGUUUUCAAAUGAAUUAUGUAUCCAACACUCGUCUCCGACGCUGUUAACUACCUCUCUCUUCGUUUUCCUCUACUACAUUCGAAUCAUUUUCAUCAAUUGAAGAAAUUGAUACGUAUUUAAGAGAUACUUAUUUGGUCUUACUCAUUCUUGAUUUUGUUUCUUUGUGUAUCGACUGAAACGUCUCGCACGGAACAUCGAUAUUUUGAUGGAUCUUGUUCGAAAUCAUUUAUUUGUUUUUGAGUCAAGCGUGUCAGAACAACAUAAACAGGUCGACAAACAACGUACAAUAAUUGCGAUUUUAUACUCAACACUACAAAAAAAAAAA
Osmia lignaria (orchard mason bee) is the source of this 2991-nucleotide messenger RNA. It is a transcript of the gene PIG-T, whose product is annotated as phosphatidylinositol glycan anchor biosynthesis class T. Gene Ontology annotation, cellular component: GPI-anchor transamidase complex. The record is from RefSeq and is a predicted model, not a curated record. NCBI's taxonomy places the organism in Eukaryota, Metazoa, Arthropoda, Insecta, Hymenoptera, Megachilidae. Gene Ontology annotation, biological process: attachment of GPI anchor to protein.